This is a messenger RNA of Aspergillus heteromorphus CBS 117.55, 366 nucleotides long. RefSeq lists its product as uncharacterized. The record is from RefSeq and is a predicted model, not a curated record. Lineage: Eukaryota; Fungi; Ascomycota; Eurotiomycetes; Eurotiales; Aspergillaceae. The transcript has 2 exons. Bases 1 to 366 code for a protein of 121 amino acids.
AUGAACACGGCCCUGGCGGUCCUGGCGGUCCCGGCGGCCCUGGUCCUCACGGCGGUCCCCACGGCGGUCCUGGCGGUCCUGGAGGUCCUGGUGGCCCUGGUGGCCCCGGUGGCCCUCACGGCGGCCCUGGUGGUCCCCCCGGCGGUCCCGGCGGCCCUGGCCCUCAACACGGCGGCCCCGGCGGUCCUGGUGGCCCUCACGGCGGCCCUCACGGUGGUCCCCACGGUGGUCCCCACGGCGGUCCUGGGGGCCCUGGCGGCCCCGGUGGUCCCGGCCGCUGGUAGAGUCCUGACUCCUGACGGACUACGCUUAGUUCCGCGGAUGAAUAUAACCUGCAUGCGAAACCAUGGGACGAAGCAAAAGUGA